Messenger RNA from Acanthoscelides obtectus, 1268 nucleotides. The record is from the annotation of a GenBank genome assembly. NCBI's taxonomy places the organism in Eukaryota, Metazoa, Arthropoda, Insecta, Coleoptera, Chrysomelidae.
GUUAUAUCUGUCUGUGAUAAAACAGCUGUGUAAUUGUAAUAUAUUGUAUGUUUUGUGUGUGGAAUCUGAAUUCUGAAAUCUCAAUCGGAAAAAAUAAAAGCAGAACGUGAAAUCUAUUAUUCCAAAUGAUUUUCUAAUUUCCUUAUUUCCACGGAACUAGCGUUCUAUUUCGCAGCUUUAUCGGGAUAUCCGUUUCAAUACAUCUGUGCGUAUUGCUCUGCAAUUUAUUCUUCAUUCAAUUUAAGGUUAGCCAACCAUCCACCCCUAUCAGCUGUUUCUCUCAUUAUUUGACCCAAUUUUUUGUUCAUUUUUUGAAUGGAAGAGUUAUAGAUUAUUCCUUUGAAUUUCUAAUUUCAAAUCCAUCCAAAAAGCGCGCCUGUUCCGUGAUGAUAAUGCCAAAAAUUAAAGAAUGUCAAAAAUUGGCGCAAUUUUGGACAUUCCCGCGUUAUUUAACGGUUGCCAACGACUUCGUGCUAGUUCAUCGCGAAACUUAUCGAAAAAUUUAAGGAAAAUGCCUUCAGUAAACGGUCAGCUUGUAUUAAAAUACACCAAAGUAGUUCCUGAUGCUUUUCCACCAACAAAAGGCUCCCUUAAAGCAGCUGGAUAUGAUUUAAAAAGCGCCUACGACACUGUAGUGCCGGCAAGGGACAAAGCCCUGGUAGAUACGGGUCUGAAGGUAGAAUUACCUGAAGGCUGUUAUGGGAGAAUCGCUCCUAGAUCGGGUUUGGCUGUCAAGAACUUUAUAGACGUUGGAGCUGGAGUUGUAGAUGAAGAUUACAGAGGUGUGCUGAAGGUAGUGCUCUUCAACCACUCUGAUAAGGAAUUUGAGGUCAAGAAAGGUGACCGAAUUGCUCAACUGAUUUGUGAAAGAAUCUACUAUCCAGAAUUGGAAGAGGUUCAGGAACUGACUGACACUGAACGCGGCGAGGGAGGUUUUGGAUCUACAGGGAAAAAUUGAGCUUCUUAUAUUACUCUUUAAGUUACCUUUUCCUACUUAAGCCCUAUUUUUAAUAGUAUUACUUAUUUUUCUCCAAAUGUGAUAUGUAUGGAGUGUCAGCUGUUUUUGUUCAACGGUAAAUGCAAACCAGUACGCUUUUGACGCCAUUUUUUAUUUUAGGUUUCGUUUUUCGGUGAUUGGUUUUCUCCUAAUUAAACGGUUUUAAGGUACAUACGUACUUUCAUUUUAUCCCAAAUCCACAUUCUGUUAAUUUAAAUGACAAAAGAAUAAAUAUUAUUUAAUUUCUGCAAUAUUUUGCUGUCCGAGUGUU